AUGCUAAAGCUUCAUAUUCCCCCCACAGAAGACGCAGUAAUCAGAUCGUCGCGGGAGUCACAGGCUAGCUCUCAUUCUUCAGAAGACCAAGAGGCAGGGUUUGGCCAUGAACCUAUCCAGGAAAGAUAUGGAAAUCCUUCGACCUCCAGAUUCCGUCGCGUGGCUUCGAAAACGAUCGUGUCCUUUGGUGCCAAUGACCCGGAGAACGCUGUCAAUUGGACAACAAAAAGAAAGUUUUUUGUCCUUGCCUCCGGCGUUAUGCAAGUGAUGAACAGCACAAUUGGCUCCUCAAUCUGCAGCAACGCCAUCCCAGAGAUCGCAAAAGAGUUUGAUAUCACGAACGAAACAAUACUUGUCUUGCCAAUCUCCAUCUUCCUCAUCGGUUACAUCUUAGGUCCUCUACUCUGGGGUCCUAGCUCCGAAUAUUUUGGUCGAAAGCCCCCAUUACUCAUUGCUUAUGUCCUGUUCAUGAUAUUCACGCUGGCGUGUGCCGUUGCAGACUCAUUUGCCUCUCUGCUGGUUUUCCGUUUAUUCAAUGGAAUGGUUGCUUCCGCGCCUAUUGCCACCGUCGGUGGGCUUUUCGCUGAUGUACAUGACGACCCCACACUCCGCGGUCGAUUGAUGGCAUACUAUAUGGCCUGUACCACCUUCGGACCCAUCAUUGGACCAUGGGUAUCUGGGUUUGUCGCAGUCGUCAGCUGGCGAUGGUGUUUCUGGAUCGGUCUCAUUCUGGCGGGAGCUAGUUUGCCCUUGGUUAUCUUCAUGCCAGAGACUUAUGCACCUGUCAUUUUGAAGCGCCGCGCCCAAAAGCUCCGUAAAGAUACGGGGAACUCUAGCAUUGUCUCACCGUUGGAGGUCCAAAGUCGCAACCUCCGAGAGAUGAUCAUUGUCACGAUUUCACGACCAUUCCGCAUGAUGCUUCAUGAAUCAAUUGUCUCAUUGACUUCACUUUACCUCGCCUUGGCAUAUGCGAUUUUCUACCUUUACUUCGAGGCAUACCCUAUCAUUUUCCAAGGUUUGUCGCACGAUUCCGUUCUGUUCCUGGCAAAUUUUUGGAGAAUUACCACUAACUCGAUCGACUGUUCAGGCAUUUACAAAAUGAGCCCUGGAAUCUCUGGACUUAUGUUCCUACCAAUCGGAAUCGGUGCCGUUCUCGCUUGCUUCGUCUUCAUCUGGUAUGACGGCUACCUUGCCCGAGCCAAAGCCCGCAACGCCAACUGGGCCUUCAUCGAAGAAUAUCGAAGACUUCCGCUCGCCUGCAUUGGUGGACCUUUAUACGUCAUCUCUCUUUUCUGGGUUGGAUGGACGGCCUCACCAAAUAUCCACUGGGUUGUUCCCUUCUUGUCCGGAAUUCCUUUUGGAAUGGGGUACCUGUUGAUUUUCAUGGCUAUGUUGAACUACAUGACUGAUGCAUAUGAAACGCUUUCCGCCAGCGCUCAGUCCGCUGCAAGCUGCACACGAAGCAUCUUUGGUGCUGUGCUUCCACUCGCGGCGAAGCCGAUGUUCAACAAGCUCGGUGUUCCUUGGGCUUGUAGCCUGAUCGCAUUCCUGAGUCUCAUUGUCUCUAUCAUUCCCUUCGGAUUCAUUCGCUGGGGUGAUCGUAUCCGAAACAACAGCAAGUUCUGCCAGGAGCUCAAGCGCAUCAAGGAGGCUGAGCGCUUGGAAUGGGAACGAGAGGAACGUCUUGCCAGUGGUGACGACAAACUGGAGCCUGUGCCGACACACAAUACCGGAGUUUCCAUGACCAGAGUCGAUACUGCUCGGACUGACAGAGCAUCAAUCAUUUGCUGA
This is a messenger RNA of Penicillium salamii, 1791 nucleotides long. The record is from the annotation of a GenBank genome assembly. NCBI's taxonomy places the organism in Eukaryota, Fungi, Ascomycota, Eurotiomycetes, Eurotiales, Aspergillaceae.